Molecule: messenger RNA, 733 nt
Organism: Raphanus sativus (radish)
Lineage: Eukaryota; Viridiplantae; Streptophyta; Magnoliopsida; Brassicales; Brassicaceae
Product: UDP-glucose 6-dehydrogenase 3
Biological process (GO): glycosaminoglycan biosynthetic process
Cellular component (GO): nucleus; cytosol
Molecular function (GO): UDP-glucose 6-dehydrogenase activity; NAD binding
Source: RefSeq, a predicted model, not a curated record
CAUAUCCUCAACUUAGUCUACAUCUGCGAAUGCAACGGCUUGCCCGAAGUGGCAGAGUACUGGAAACAAGUCAUCAAGAUCAACGACUACCAGAAAACAAGAUUCGUCAACCGCAUCGUCUCCUCGAUGUUCAACACGGUCUCCAACAAAAAGAUCGCGGUUCUCGGUUUCGCCUUCAAGAAAGACACGGGAGACACGAGAGAGACACCAGCCAUCGAUGUCUGCAAAGGCCUUUUAGGGGACAAGGCUCGUAUCAGCAUCUACGACCCGCAAGUCACCGAAGAGCAGAUCCAGAGAGACUUGACCAUGAACAAAUUCGACUGGGACCACCCGCUUCAUCUCCAGCCGAAGCCCACCACUGUGAAGCAAGUCUCGGUCGCUUGGGACGCGUACGCCGCGACCAAAGACGCUCAUGGUAUCUGCAUUUUGACAGAGUGGGACGAGUUCAAGAAGCUGGAUUACGAGAGGAUCUUUGAGAACAUGCAGAAGCCAGCUUUUGUUUUCGAUGGGAGGAACGUGGUGGAUGCUGAGAAACUGAGGAAGAUUGGGUUUAUUGUUUACUCCAUUGGUAAGCCAUUGGACCAGUGGCUCAAGGACAUGCCUGCUCUUGCCUAAACCAUACAGACAAUCCUCUUCCUUAGCUUUUUAUUUCAUUUUUCUUCCCGGAAUUAUCGUGAACUUUACUAUGUUUUGAUCAAUAAGUGUCCACCAGAGAUUUUUAGGUUUGUUUUUU